AUGAGUGAGCCUAUCGAUAUCAAGGCGCACGACGGCGACAUUCACAACGAGAAGGGCAUCCCUCAAGUGGAAGACUCCCACAACCUUGACAAUGAUGCGAAACUCGAGGCGUACAAGGCGGCUGCUAUGGAGGCAGAGACCGCGGAGCAGAAAUCGGGUGUGAUGCAGGCUGUCAAGGAAUACCCUAUGGCCGCCUUUUGGGCGUUCAUUAUGUCUUGCACUAUUGUCAUGGAGUCUUAUUGUCUCUUCCUUGUGGGUAGUUUCAUCGCCCUACCUAGGUUCGCGGACAACUACGGUGUGUACAGCCCCGAGAGGGAGAAGAAUAUCAUUGUCGCUAGUUGGCAGUCUGCCCUUCAAAUGGGUGGGCCCCUUGGUGCAAUCAUCGGCGUCCUUGUGGCUGGUCCCCUGACCAGCAAAAUCGGAUACCGUUGGGCAACCAUAACUGGUCUCAUGCUCUUGAACGCAUUCAUCUUUGUUUUCUACUUCGCCAACUCGCUUGCGAUCAUGUUCGUUGCCCAGCUUCUCGAGGGCAUCCCGUGGGGCAUCUUCAUUGCCAAUGCGCCAGCAUACUGCAGUGAGAUUACACCGAUCCAGCUGCGAGCUCCUGCUACUCAGAUGCUGCAAAUGUUUUGGGCCAUCGGCUCCAUCUUAGUAGGUGGCGUUACCUAUCAUUACAGCAAAGUCGACGACGAUGUCGCGUAUAGGAUUCCUAUCGCGCUCCAAUGGAUGUUUCCCACCCCUCUUGCUAUUCUCCUCUUUCUUGCACCCGAGUCUCCAUGGUGGCUGGUUCGAAAGGGACGUCUUGAAGAGGCAGAAAAAGCAGUCGGACGCUUGGGACGCAAAACCAGGUUGAACGCCAGCGAGGCUGUCGCCAUGAUGCGCCGUACCAUUGAUCUCGAGAAGACACUGAAAGAGCCCAAUCUCGUGGAACUAUUCAAGGGUACUGACCUUUACCGUACCCUCAUUGUGUGUGGUGUGUACGCAGCACAGAACCUGACGGGCAACCUCAUCGCCAAUCAGGCUGUCUACUUCUUCGAGCAGGCUGGCAUGGACGUCAAUACCGCGUUCGCCCUGGGUCUCAUCACCUCAGCUCUCCAAUGGAUCUUUGUCAUGCUCUCCUGGAUCCUCACCUCUUACCUUGGCCGACGCACCAUCUACGUAUGGGGUUCCCUGAUCAAUGUUGGCUUCCUGGUCGCCCUUGGUAUCGCAGGCUCCGUCGGCAUCUCGAAAGCAGCCUCCCUUGCGCAGGCAUCCUUGGGUCUCAUUGUCUCCGUCUUGUUCACCUUGGGACCUGCGCCCGCUUCGUGGGUCAUUAUUGGAGAGACGUCCUCUAUCCGCCUUAGGCCUUUGACAACCGGAGUUGGACGCGCUGCAUACUACAUCGUGAACAUUCCUUGUAUCUUCCUCGCAAGUUAUAUGCUCAACGCUGAUGAGGCAAACCUCGGCGGCAAGUGCGGCUACGUCUGGGCUGGUACUGGUUUCGUCUGCUUCGUCUUGGCAUACUUCUUCCUGCCUGAGAUGAAGAACCGAUCCUACCGCGAAAUCGACAUCUUGUUCAAUCGCAAGGUCCCGGCUCGCCAGUGGACGAAGACCGCUGUCGACAUCGAGGCCGACGAGUAG
Molecule: messenger RNA, 1620 nt
Organism: Macroventuria anomochaeta
Lineage: Eukaryota; Fungi; Ascomycota; Dothideomycetes; Pleosporales; Didymellaceae
Product: alpha-glucosides permease MPH2/3
Exons: 5
Coding region: 1-1620 (539 amino acids)
Biological process (GO): transmembrane transport; carbohydrate transport
Cellular component (GO): membrane
Molecular function (GO): carbohydrate:proton symporter activity
Source: RefSeq, a predicted model, not a curated record